This is a messenger RNA of Ruditapes philippinarum (Manila clam), 2085 nucleotides long. Its product is annotated as para-nitrobenzyl esterase-like. The record is from RefSeq and is a predicted model, not a curated record. The transcript has 5 exons. Lineage: Eukaryota; Metazoa; Mollusca; Bivalvia; Venerida; Veneridae. The coding region runs from base 83 to 1714 and encodes 543 amino acids.
UUCGCUUUAAGAAACUUUGGCCUUUAUCUUUGUUUGCGAGGUCGGCGUUAAAUUAUUGUAAUCUAGAAGCCGGUUGAGAAAAAUGCUUAGACCAGCCAUAUUGAUUUUGGUAAUCUUCGGUCUUGGUGAAUGCUUUAUAGUAACUCACAGGAAAAGUCCAGCUGUAAACACAACCUGUGGUCCGAUUGAAGGUUUAUCGCAAAACGGUGGAUAUGGAUUUCGGGGGAUUCCAUAUGCUUUACCGCCAAUUGGGAAAUUGAGAUGGCAGCCGCCAAAGAAAUUAAACAGGGCCGACGGAACGUGCUGGAAUGGAACAUUUUCUGCCAAGCAAUAUGCGAAUAUUUGCUUUCAAUAUAAAUAUAUUAAACAUAAAACAGUUACGACAUUCUACGGAAGUGAGGACUGUCUGUAUAUGAAUGUGUUUACACCGACGCUUAAUAAAUCAGCCAAGUUACCGGUAAUGGUCUGGGUUCACGGUGGUGCAUCAUACUCUUCAAGUUCCGGAAAUGACCCCACCUACUUCGCGGACGAAAAAAUGGCCGGGGAGACAAAUGUUGUUUAUGUAAACCAUAAUUAUAGAUUACACACUUUUGGGUUUCAGGCACUGCAGAUACUUGCGGACGUUUCACCUACUAACACUUCUGGCAACUACGCUUUCAUGGAUACUUUAGUAGUUCUCAAAUGGGUACAAGACAAUAUUCAAAACUUUGGAGGGGAUCCAUCACAGGUCACGUUGUACGGCCAAAGCGCUGGUGCAACUCAUGUUUUAGGGUUAAUGGCCUCGCCAUUGGCCAAGGGGUUGUUUCACAAAGGUUGGAUGGCUAGUGGUUCCCCUCGUUAUGAUAAACUUGCGAAAGACGCAUACGAAGACAAUAUUGUUUACCUGAACAACACUAAAUGUUCUACAGUUGAUUGUUUGCUUGCUCUUACAUCACAAGAAGCAACAGAAGCUGUGCCAUGGGAUGAUUUUCCAAACUGGGAUAUGUAUGACCAAUACGAUAUCCCGAAGAAACUCACGAAAUUUGACGGUUCUAUGGCAAUAGUUGAUGGUUACGUUGUUCAACAGCCUCCAUUCGAAGCCUGGGCGAGUGGAUUCAAAAUGGACAUUCCUUUCCUGGUCGGUAGUGCUGGUCAAGAAAUGGACCAGAGAGACCCACCUAGUGAUAUGGGUACGUGGGAGAACUACGAGCGCUUCGUGCAUCAGCAGCUAGACACAUUUAGCACGUACAUUGCGGACAUGGCACUCAAAAUGUAUCCUGUGGCUGGAAACCUAACUGCGCGUUAUCAAUGGGCAAGUAUGGUAAGCGAUAUAAGAGUAAACUGUGGAAACAACCUUGUUGCUUUGAUGGCGGCAAAAACGUUCAAAUCACCAGUCUACCGGUAUGUUAAUACCAACAACCCAUCGCAACCGUUCGGAGACGGCGCGGGAUCACCCAUCUACCCAUUCCAUACUCACGAUAUGUAUGCCUUUUUUGGAUAUUUGGAAAGCUACUUGUAUCCUCUUAGCGAUUCGGACAAAAAGUUUCAAAGGAAUAUGAAAGAUGAGGUUAUAUCUUUUGUGCGUCAUGGUCAUCCUAACACAACGUCAUGGACAACAUUUCCAGGCUCCACUGGACUCAUCUCUGACACAGUUACAACUAUCCCAGAGUAUCAUGCAGAAGAAUGCGAGUUUCUCUUUGCCAAUGGUUUUUUCCCCUAUUCAUGGCGUCAAUAGACAUUAGCAUGAUUUUUUUGUAUUUCUUUUCGUGUAAAUUGUUGCAGUGUUCUUACGUGUUUGCGUAUGUUUUGUUUUUUUCCGUUGGCAUUUGGAUUCAUUAACCUUUACGAUAGUGACAUGGUUACCAUUUGUUUUCUAAUGUGUGUAAACAUAUUUUAAUUAGCCUAUUUGCUGAUAAUUUAAGUCCAUGUCUUUAAAAAAUAUCAUGUACCUUGGAUUCAUCUGAUAUUGAAAUUUGUACAUGUACUUGAUAUUUUUUAAUUCAGAUCUUAUCUCAUGUUUAUAGUAUAGCCUUUAUUAGAUUAAAAUGUUAACAUCGUUUUAUCAAUAAAGUAGUACAGUAGUGUAACUGUAUGAUAAGAAAUCUA